UUUUAAAAGGUGUAAACACACGUUAUACAUUCAAAUACAUUUGAACCAUUUUGAUGUUAAUUAAAACACUAAUAAUGCAUCACCAACCCAUAGGUUAAUCGACUGUGACAGAAAUAUUAAAUAUUUCAAAAGGUUUUUUUUCAGUCUGCACUGAAAUGUGUUUCCGAGUCAAACUCAAUUCUUCAUCAAAAUUCAUACAAUCCUGCUCCUCCAUAUUUCCAUUUGCAAUCAUCCUUUAUCUCAGACAGGAAAUAAAAGAAUCCAUCAUUUCCCGAGACAAUAGAGGAAAUACAUUUUACUCGACUGGAGGUCGCAGCUGUGUGCAGCUUAUUACCCGAAAUCAUUUUAAUUGGACUCGGGAGGAUGAAAUUAAGCGCUGCGUGUCAUCUGGAGACGGCACCUGUCAAUCAAAGCAUCCUUUAUAAGCGCGCUCCGCUUGCGCGCUUUGGCACUUUGGAGAGAGACGCGCGCGGUCGGGUCGAAAGCGCACGGAUUCAUCCAUUGCGCAGAAGUUUAUUUUUAUUUAUCUGAAAGAGAAAGUAACUUUAUUUAGUUACUACAUUUGUCUCCACUUAUCCAUUAAUAUAUCCCUGUGGAAAUGGACAAACUGGCGAGCACGAACACAAGCGUCGGGAACAGCUCCCUGGAUAGGCGCUCAUUUCUGGAGCGCAGUGGAUAUCAGCAUCUUGAUCAAGAAGACCUGAGGGUUUUGAUUCCUGUCGUGCUGGGAAUCGUUUGCGUCCUUGGUUUUACCGGGAAUGUCACGGCUAUGGGAGUCCUGAUAACCAACGCGCGUAAAGGGAAGCUGUCUCUGAUAAACGCGCUCAUCCUCAACCUGAUGCUGGCUGAUGGUUUGGUCCUGGCGUUUGCUGUACCCUUCAAAGCUGCUGCAUAUUCCCGUGCCAGCUGGACACUGGGUUUGUUUGUCUGUAAGACCUGUGAUUGGUUCCUGCACUCCUGCAUGACUGCAAAGAGCUUCACGGUGGCCAUCAUGGCCAAAGCUUGCCACAGGUAUGUCAGUAAUCCCACCAAGCAGGUGACCAUCCGGUUUAAGACUAUCCUGGUUGUCUUGCUCUUCACUUGGCUCCUAGCGUGUGUGGUACCCAUACCCCAAUGGCUAUUUGCCACCCUGCAGAGAGAAGCAAGUGGAAUGAUUUGUGUGCAAUCCGUGCCAUCUGACGCCCACGAUUUUAUGUCCGUGUAUGUCAAGACGUACCCCCUCUUGGCCUAUUGCAUGCCAUUAAGCUUUGCUUUACUUUACUUCUGGAAGGCUUAUGGACGGUGCCAGCGCAGGUCCAGCAAGACCCAGAACCUGCGGACGCAGAUCAGAUCACGCAAACUGACCCUCAUGUUGUUCAGCCUGACCGUUGCCAUGGCCAUCAUGUGGCUUCCUCAGUGGGUGUCAUGGGUGUGGAUGCGGCACGCGUGGGAGACUGAGAGCAUCUUUCCUCCGGUCAUUUUUACUCUCUCCGCCCAGCUUCUCAUGUUCUCCAUUUCGCUGAUCAAUCCUCUUAUCGUUCUGGCCCUUUCCGAGGAGUUCAGAGAGGGUUACAUAGACCUGUGGCGUAGACUAACCCUCCGCAAACAACCGGCAAAACACAAGCCAGGGCCGCACACCCCGACCGCCCCAAAGUCACCCACCCCAAGACCCGAGAGAUCGGCCCACCUGCCUCCUCAUCGGCCUGAGCAAACAGAAGAACAGAAACCGGAGAAGGAAACAGAACAGAACGGAGGAAAACAAGAAAGUCCAGGCAACAAGGAUGGAAUAGUACUGCAAGAUGUGGAGCAGUUUUGGCACGAGAGGGAAUCCGGUUCCCAUUCACUCGAAAAUGACCCUGUGCCCUGGGAACACCAAGACCACAAGCAAGUAAAACAGUAAGACUGUCCUACCCAUGGCACUGAAAGAGUUCAUAUUUAUCAUUUUUUUUCAACACAAACUAAAAUCAUACAACAGAUGAGACCUCACUUGAAUGAAUCCCUCCCAAUCUUCAUGUUUAAUCAUAUUUAUUGAUUUUCUAUUGUGCUUUAUGUUUUUCUCUGUUUAUUUAAAAACAUAAAAUGAGAACUGGUUUGGUAUCAUUGAAGUGCGUAUAUAUAUAUAUAUAUAUAAAUGACUUUGUAUAAUUUGUAUUGUAUUAUGCUGCUUAAAAAUCCGGUUGAAUGUAUUAUACAUUAUUACAGGUAGAGAUGUCGCUAAAAAAAACUGUGUGUGUUGCUUUAUUAUGUGCAAAAGGACAAUAGCAAUGCCGGAAAGCUGUGCAUAGCGCUCUCCUGCCUAUAGUGUUUUGAAAAUAGAUGUUUCAGUUUUGUUUAUAGGACUGUGUCUUUGGGCAUAUUCAGAAAGUGAGAUUUAAAUAAAACCAUCUAUAGAAAUAAAAUACAACAUAAGAAAAAAUGCAUUUGUGUAAAACAA
Molecule: messenger RNA, 2413 nt
Organism: Paramisgurnus dabryanus
Lineage: Eukaryota; Metazoa; Chordata; Actinopteri; Cypriniformes; Cobitidae
Gene: gpr151
Product: G protein-coupled receptor 151
Biological process (GO): G protein-coupled receptor signaling pathway
Cellular component (GO): plasma membrane
Molecular function (GO): G protein-coupled receptor activity
Source: RefSeq, a predicted model, not a curated record